Molecule: messenger RNA, 828 nt
Organism: Andrographis paniculata
Lineage: Eukaryota; Viridiplantae; Streptophyta; Magnoliopsida; Lamiales; Acanthaceae
Product: casparian strip membrane protein 1-like
Exons: 3
Coding region: 1-615 (204 amino acids)
Source: RefSeq, a predicted model, not a curated record
AUGGAGAAAGGCGAAGCGACCACCAUUGAAGUUGCGGAGUCGAGGCGAGAGCAGAAGGGGAAAGCGCCCCUUCUCGGCGGAGCGUAUUCCCGCGCUGCUGCCGCCGCCACCGGACGCAAACGAGGAGUUGCUGUGUUCGACCUUAUCGUCCGUAUCUGCGCUGCAGCUGCUGCUUUGGGGGCGACGAUCGCCAUGGGAACUGCCGACGAAACUCUCCCAUUUUUCACGCCGUUCUUCCAGUUUGAAGCGAGCUACGACGACAUGUCGGCCUUUUCAUUCUUUGUUAUAGCCUUCGCUAUUGUUACUGGCUACCUUGCGCUCUCUGUACCGUUCUCCAUCUUCUGCAUUGCGAAACCUGCUGCUGCUGGACCGAGGCUCUUCCUCGUUUUCGGCGACAUUCUGAUACUGACGGGAGCUACCUCCGCCGCAGCGGCGGCGACGGCGAUAGUAUACCUCGCACACAAUGGUAACUCCGCCACGAAUUGGCUGGCCAUAUGCCAACAGUACACCGAUUUCUGCCAGACUGUCAGCGGCGCUGUGAUCGGAUCCUUCAUCGCGGUGGCGCUCCUCAUUUGCCUCGUCCUCAUUUCCGCCUUCGCUUUGAAGAAACAUUAGCAGUUUUUUUUUUUUUUAUUAUAUAUAUAUUGGUUCGUGUUUGGGUGAUUCUGGUCUUCAUUUGUUUUACAGUUCAAGUUGUCGAUUCUGCUUCUGUGUUUUUCAUCAUCAUUCUUAUGUCCGUAGAAAACUUCUGUUAAGAUCGUCGGAUUUGGUUCAGAUCUGUACCGAAACUUUGCAAUUCAAUGGCGAAUACAAUUUGUUUCUCCUCUC